Molecule: messenger RNA, 1512 nt
Organism: Solanum dulcamara
Lineage: Eukaryota; Viridiplantae; Streptophyta; Magnoliopsida; Solanales; Solanaceae
Exons: 4
Coding region: 166-933 (255 amino acids)
Cellular component (GO): membrane; cytoplasm
Source: RefSeq, a predicted model, not a curated record
UUGUCUUGUACAGUUUGCUCCCUUUUAUUGGCGGCCAUAUUUGAAUGCCUGAACCAGAAAGCCAGAAACUUCUCUUUCUCUACUGACAAACAACAAGAAGAGGCAGACCCUUUUCCAUUCUAACUCCUCCUCUACCAUCCUGGGGUUUCUCCACAUAUACAAAAGAUGUGUGCUUUUUUCCUCAGAAAUGGUUCUAAAGCCCACCAUUUAUGGAGAAGACCCUCCAUUGAAUCUUGGAAUAUCAAGAACCAUAUUGUUCAUCACCAACUUCAACAUUCUAAAGUUUAUUCACGAUUACCUCAUUCUUUUUACAAGAAAACUAAGGAAUUAGAGUUGUCAAAUCCCACUUUUCUCGCUUUCUUUUCAGGGAUUUCAUCUUCUGCUUCCAAAGUUAGGUUUGUGGGAUGGUACUUAGAAAAACUCAACUCUCGACCCAUUAUCACCAAGACUAUCACUUGCUGCCUUAUUCUUACUACCGCUGAUUUUUCCUCUCAGACAAUUGCUGGCUCAUUGAUGCAACAGUAUGAUCUCACACGAACAUUGCGGAUGGCUGGUUAUGGAGCGCUAAUUGUUGGACCUUCAUUACAUUUCUGGUUCAAUUUCCUGUCAAGGUGCUUUCCAAAGCGUGAUGUCAUAACAACAUUUAAAAAAAUAGCUUUGGGACAAACAGUUUAUGGCCCUGCAAUUAACUCGGUUUUCUUCUCCAUGAAUGCUGUAGCGCAAGGUGAAAGUAGUUCAGAGAUUGUUGCCCGACUCAAGCGUGACUUGGUUCCCACCAUUGUCAAUGGUCUUAUGUACUGGCCAAUAUGUGAUUUUAUUACAUUCAAGUUUGUUCCUGUUCAUUUACAGCCGCUUGUGAGCAACUCAUUUUCGUACUUAUGGAAUGUGUACCUGACCUACAUGGCAAGCCAACAGAAAGUCUCUAUGACAUGAUUCUAUACUAAUCACGUAUGAUGUCUUCUCUGCUAACAAUUCAUAUAUUCUUCAUGCUAACAAUCUGGAUGGAGGCACGACUUUGGAGUGAUUUUUAUCUCGGUGACAUGUUAGUGUGGCGGAGCAGAACUUCUCCAGAAGACGGAGGCCAUUGAAUGUGUUAUUUAAGAGUUGCUCAGACCAUCAUGGGUUCUUUUAUGUAUAUCCUAGUUCUAGUUACAGAAAUAGCAUAUUACAACACUUAUCAGCUUUCACGUAAGAGCGAUAUUUGACUAUAUAGAGCAGACACAGUUCAAAUUUUGAAGAUUUUGCAAUUGUAUCCUCAUUCUCAACUUCACUCCAAGUUGACUAUACAAUUUAUUAUUGUACCACGUUGUUCUGAAUAUUGAAGAUGUAUUUGCAGCAGGCAUAUAGUUCUGAUAUCUCUCCCUCUCUAUCCUAUUAAGCUUGUAAAAGUAACAGGAAAGGAAAUAAACUAUUGUUGGCACAUUAAAACAGUUGAAUCUUACCCCCUAUAACACAGAAACUCAUUAAACAAUGUUUAUAUUUUACUGUUAACGUGAGUAAAGCAUUCAUUUC